AUGGCUUCAAAGGUUUUAUUGACAGGUGCUUCUGGCUACAUCGCGCAACACAUUACCAGUGAAUUACUUUCCCACGGCUUUAAGGUUAUUGGAACCGUAAGAAGACAGGAGCAGGCGGACCAAUUGCACAAGCAGUUUUCAGAUGAUGUUCCGGCUUUGCAAAAGGACCCUUCCCUUUUGACAUACGUACUGGUUCCAGAUAUGGGUGCUCCAGACGCAUUUGAUGAGGUAUUGAAGUCAACCCCCGACAUUACCUACGUUCUACAUACGGCCUGUCCAGUUGGUCCCAAUGAUGAUAGAGCCCUUGAAGACGUUUUUUUUAAGCCUGUUGUUGAGGGUACUAAAAACAUCUUUAAUGCUAUUAGGAAUCUUGCCAAUGACAGUGUCAAGAACGUCGUGUUGACCUCUUCCUUUGUCACCCUUAUGAACGCAGAUAAGGCUGAAGACAAGAGCUUCAUCUACACUGAAAAGUCUUGGAAUAAUAACACCUGGGAUCAAAUCAAAAACAGAGAUGAGUUGCUUGCUUACACUGUUUCCAAGACGGAAGCUGAGAAGGGCGCCUGGGACUUUGUUGACAGGGAGAAACCAAACUUUAAGUUGACAACAGUACAUCCCCCUCUUGUCUUUGGCCCUCAGAAAUUCGAUGUUGCUGCCAAGAAGGAAUCUUUGAACUUUUCAGCUGAGAUCGUUGGAUCUCUGUUGCGCACGAAGUAUCCAUCGGAUGACAAGUUAUUUGAUGAUGUUGUUACUUUAUCAGUGGAUGUUAGAGACGUAGCUCUCUACCAUGUGCUGCCACUUCUGAAUGCUGAUCUGGCUUCGAAGAGAUUGGCUGUCGUUCAAGGCAAGUUCAGUGCUCAGAGAAUCUUGAACAUUAUCAACGAGAAUUUUCCUGAAUUAAAGGGCAAAAUUGCUGUUGGAAAGCCCGAGGAAACGGCAAGAUUGGAAGCUCUCAAGGCACCCGAGUAUAACAACAGUGUUACUGUAGGCCUAACUGGAGUUGACCCCAUCCCACUGGAGAAAACGGUUGUGGACUCUGUCAAACAGAUAUUGCGAGCUAGGAAAUAA
This is a messenger RNA of Komagataella phaffii GS115, 1065 nucleotides long. Its product is annotated as Putative dihydrokaempferol 4-reductase. Gene Ontology annotation, molecular function: oxidoreductase activity, acting on the CH-OH group of donors, NAD or NADP as acceptor. The coding region runs from base 1 to 1065 and encodes 354 amino acids. The record is from RefSeq and is a predicted model, not a curated record. NCBI's taxonomy places the organism in Eukaryota, Fungi, Ascomycota, Pichiomycetes, Pichiales, Pichiaceae. The transcript has a single exon.